UUUGUUUCACACGUAGAUAGCAACUCCUUCCAGUAUGGCUUUCUCCCGCCUCCGGAAACAGCACCGCAGGGGUGCCAGCUACGACCAGUUCGCCCGUAUCUGCUGCGCUGUUUCAAAUUACACUCGCCAGAUUUAAACGACCAGCUAAAUCGCGCCGCACAGGCUGGAACGCCUCAAGUGCCUCGUCGGACCAAGCUAGCAGAACAUCGCGCGUAUCGAAAAGUUGACUUCUAAUUUCGGACGGCACGAUGGCGCAAGCCGAAGGUUAUCUAGAACCGCCGCGUUGGCCGCGGAACUUCGAAGAGAUGUAUCGGGCUCGAAAUUGGAGAUUCCACAAAUAUCGGACAGAGGGCCUAGGUCCUGCCUACAACAAUGACUAUUUAGCCUUGAAUCGAACAGCAUGGUUGGCCCAUCCGUUUCCCGGGAGGCAGACGAUGCUCGUCCCUGUCGACCAACCGAUACUGCAACCCCCCCUAAAGCCAUACUUGCCACGGUUACCGGGGGCUAAUAUCCUCGAUGCGCCGCAACCUGACGACAAUCCUAAAAUGAGCAGAGCGAGAGAAAGAUUGCGCCAAACCAAGAACACAUUUGACACACGGGGUCCAUUCAUCUUCGUAAGACCUCUGGGCUAUGGUGGGUUGGGCUUAACAGCCCAAUUCAAGCAGAAGAGCCAGCAUCCUGGAGUGCCGGAUCGAGACAUCGUCGUGAAAGUGGCUCUUCGCGGUUGGGAGGACUCCGACAUUCGCGGUGAAGAGAAAAUGACAAAGAAAGUGGCCCGCGCUGCCCAUUGCAUCCAGAGAAUUGACCCUACGGAGCUCAACGUGAUCCCCAACAAGCCGUUUGAGUUCGAGCCUCCGGAUCUUCUAGACUCGAGUUCCGAGGAAGGGGAGUCGAGCGGCGAGGAGAGUCGCGAGGAUGAACCCGUCGACAAGCCGCCGAUAAAGCGGAGGAGAUGGCGACUUCGGAAUGACGCUGCAGCGAUGAAUGAGAAGCAUAAGAAGUGGCGAGAAAGGACCGCAACGAGGAAGAAAAAGAUCAUGGAUCGAAGCCUCCGAAUCCACCAAAUACACCACUUGAGGGCCACUGGCCUUCCGAACCUUUCUUUCCCGUCUGACCUGGACGUGCUACGCAUGGAUUAUCUGUUAUUGGAAUUUAUGGAAAAUGGCGACGUAGCACAUCUCAUUUACAAGAUCAACGACUUGGGCGAGAAGGUCCCCAAUCGUGUUCUGUGGUCCUUUUGGUCCUGUUUGGUUAAAGCCUGUGUUGCUAUGGAAUACCCCCCGCGGAAGUUCCAUCCUCGGCGCCGCAAGAAGCCCGAACAAAGCGGAAGUAUGGAAGGUGAAAUGGCACAUGCCGGAACCAUCCUCGGACAGCCUAAUUGGAAGGUCCUCGGCAACGACCUUUUCGAAGACCUCCCCCCUCUUACUCGUAGGUGGGCAGGGAAAAGGAAAAGUCUGGUCCACUUCGACAUCGACCCUAGGAAUAUAUUUGUUGGUGGCUUCGACGUCGGUGCCGGAGACGGCGAGCACGAGCUAGUCCCUCGAUUGAAAAUCGCGGACUUCGGCUGCUCAAAAGAGAUCAAGCCUGAUAAGGGAAAUUACUAUUACCUAGCAUUCCGCCAGGUCGGAAAGGAAGGGUUCUUUGCUCCGGAGCAAUUCGGACUGGAGUGGGAAUUCGUAGCACCCAAAGAUGGCUCCGGCCCUGAGAUAUCCGAACAAGCUGUUGCUGGUAACUAUGGAUCACCGAUGAACGUUUGGGGCAUUGCGCAAACGAUGUGGAUGAUGAUAACUGGUUUUUAUCCUCCAUCGCCGCCCGAACCGCACCAAGACGGCCCUUUCACCUCGGUUAGCUAUUGCUCGUUACUCAUGACUGACGAGAAGUACGCGUCUGUCGAUCUUGAGCUCCGCCGGACAAUAGCAGCAUGCAUGAGGCAUAAUCCUCACGACAGGCCAAGUUUACAGAUCCUAAUGCAACAAGCGAGGAGCGGGGUGGCAAAGAGCUAUCCCGACGAGUCCGACACCUUCAUUAGAAACUGGGUCAAGAAGAUGUUUACGGACGCGUCCUAACGUCAACACGCGUGGAUAACGGACCCUACUUCAAUGUCCCGACUUGACCUGGACGUGGCUAGUUAGUCUUCGGCGACGAUAACCUAGAGC
Durotheca rogersii is the source of this 2156-nucleotide messenger RNA. Its product is annotated as kinase-like protein. Bases 249 to 2066 code for a protein of 605 amino acids. The record is from RefSeq and is a predicted model, not a curated record. Gene Ontology annotation, cellular component: cytoplasm. Lineage: Eukaryota; Fungi; Ascomycota; Sordariomycetes; Xylariales; Xylariaceae. The transcript has 8 exons. Gene Ontology annotation, biological process: protein phosphorylation. Gene Ontology annotation, molecular function: ATP binding; protein serine/threonine kinase activity.